AUGACCUUUGGCGCCGGGAUCCAGGAUGAUGAAGCUUUUCGGGCCGCUGCAGAGCAUGAAGUCGCCGUGGUCGGCGGGACCAAAGCGAAGCUGAUCUCUACAAAGGACGUUGGCCUCGUGGGCUGGGCUGUCGCCGGCGGCCACGGCUGGCUCACCAGCGAGUACGGAAUGGGCGCCGACAGCAUCAUCGAAGCAACCGUCGUCACGCCUACAGGGGGCAUCAUCACUGCCAAUAGAUGCCAGAAUUCCGACGUCUUUUGGGCGAUCCGCGGCGGCGGCGGCGGGACUUUUGGCGUCAUCACAGAGCUGACCGUCAAGGCACACCCGAUGCCUCAAGCAACCACCUGGAUCCUUAACGUGGACGGAAGCACCAACACCACCGUCAAGGAUUGGUGGUCUCUGAUCGCAGAGCUUCACACCGAGCUUCCGGCCCUUAAAGCUGGAGGUUUCCAGGGUUGCUAUACAGUCGCAGGCCCUCUGUCUUAUGAAUCACUCCACUUCAGUUUCUUCUUCUUCAUAUACAACAAACCAAACGGAGCAGCGGAAGCGCUGGCGGCGCCUGUCUUAUCCAAGCUGAAGGAUGCGGCCUCUGAGGUCUCGUUUACCUCCAACAUUACGUACUUUGCAGACUGGUUCACAGUCUACGAGAUGCUUCCGGUGGCAGCACUGAGCGGUGCCGCCGGUGGAGGAGGCGCAACUGUCUCGAGAUUGAUACCCGCUGCGCCCCUUACUGGUAAUGUCCAGAAGAUGGCGCAAGUCCUGGAAGCCGUUGGGCCUCGUGCCGAACCCCCCUCGAGUGGCAUCUCGAACCCCACGAUUGCAGGGGGGUUGAUCGCCAGUGGUAUCCCCGUCGAUAACGCCCUCGAUCCCGCCUGGAGGGAGGCAGUAGUGCACUUUCUCGUCACGAGGGGGUGGGACGAUUCUGUUGCUUACCCUCAGGUGGCGUAUGCCGUAGACGAUGCAACAGAGCGAGUUGGCGGUGCUCUACGGAGCCUCGCCCCUGAGUCGGGUGCUUACAUCAACGAGGCCGACGACCGCGAGCCCGGCUGGCAAAGGACCUUUUGGGGUCCCAACUACGACAGGCUCCGAGAGAUCAAGAAGAAGUAUGAUCCCGACUCCAUUCAGUGGUGUCACCGCUUUGUUGGCAGUGAAGACUGGGUUGAGCUCAUGGAUGGUCGUCUGUGCUGCUCAUCGAGCCAGUAG
Molecule: messenger RNA, 1203 nt
Organism: Colletotrichum chrysophilum
Lineage: Eukaryota; Fungi; Ascomycota; Sordariomycetes; Glomerellales; Glomerellaceae
Exons: 4
Coding region: 1-1203 (400 amino acids)
Molecular function (GO): oxidoreductase activity; FAD binding
Source: RefSeq, a predicted model, not a curated record